Messenger RNA from Magallana angulata, 3090 nucleotides. RefSeq lists its product as uncharacterized. The record is from RefSeq and is a predicted model, not a curated record. Bases 132 to 659 code for a protein of 175 amino acids. Lineage: Eukaryota; Metazoa; Mollusca; Bivalvia; Ostreida; Ostreidae. The transcript is spliced from 4 exons.
AGAUCCCAACUAAAUCCCCAUAUAAAAAUCCUAACUAAAAACCCCUACAGUCAAGCUAUAUAAGUAAUUUUUAUAGAUAAUUAAAUACCAGAUCGUCGAUACCUUACCAACAAGGCUUCUCGUCUUCGGCAAUGCAUCCCAAAACCAUUAACUUGCUGUUGGUCGUUGCCUUAAGCUGUAUCCUCCUGCCUAAGAUCGACGCUUGGUGGCUCGUCGGGAAAAAUGGAAACAACCGUCAAUGUCCUUGGAGAAGAAGUGCUGACCCAUAUUACUUCGGUGACACAAACAUGCGGUGUUUGGGAAAAGGAAAGCGAAGUGUACCCUCAAGAGGAGUCUGGGAGUUGACCCAUCGCGUUAUUUAUUACAAAGGGUAUUACUUCGAGUUUCUUGAUAACUCAAAGGCCUACAUCGGAAAAAAUAGGUUUGCUCAUGAUAGAUGUCCCGGGGGUCUGGAAAGCUCGGCGGCUGGAUACAGUGAACUGAGUCUCGAAUGCAUCAAGGGAUGUGCCAGAAACUACAGGUGUAAAUACGGAUACUACACACUCCUUGGAAAUAAUUGCAACGUAUUCGCCAAUCGCAUCUCCGCAGUCCUCUGCGCCAGUGGAGGACAUUGUCCCUCCUGGUGUCGUGGAAAUUGUAACGACGCUGAGGAACAUUAGAUCAGGAUCGUAUGAGCUCUAAAACAAUGAAAUGUAUCUAUUAAAGCACACUUGAACGAUUUCUUAUAUAGAAAAAAAAAACCGAGAAGGAAAACUUUAAUCAUUUAAUAUUUGUUAGUUUGAUAAUGUAUUGGCGCUUCUGAUUGGUAGAAAAAUAUCUUUGAUACCAGCAUUAAUAAAACUUGGGCCGGAUCUACUUUUACUCAACUGUUCUGAUUUAACACUAUUUAUAGAACGGAAAUUUCCAAAAUAAACACUGUUAACAAAAUAUGAGUUGUGUCUGUUUAAUUGUUAGGAAACAAAAUAUAACUUUAUAAAUCUAAAAUAUUAAAAGUUUAACCCUAAAAAAUAAGCAAUACACAUUAUUUAAUUUACUAAAUAGGAAAUAAAGCGUCUUCUCACGAUUUCGUCUGCUUGAGAUCAACAUUUACUGCGAGGCUGACUGUUCCAAGUCCAGGAAUAAUUAUAACGAACCUUUAGGCCUAUACAUGUGUAUACUUUUACAGUGACACUGCUGUUCAGAUUUGGUAAAGAUCAAUUUUAAAUUAACCCACGAACAUGAUCAGUCAUCAAAAUAAGCAUCGCAAAUCUGUAAGUAAUGUAUCAUAACGGAAAUUCUAUACAAAUUGGUUAAAGUGUAUGCGUUAUAUCUAAAUAAAACGCUACUACUGACCACGGUGCGUCCGAUCAUUAGUAUGCACUUGAUCGCAUUUACUUCUUAGGAGGAAAAUGUUGUAGCGCAGUGUCCGUGCGUAUAAAAUGGGGGUGCGAGAAACACAGCUCUCCAGUAGUCAUCUGGAAGCUGUCUUUCUGCCUCCUCUUUUAUACAGGUAAGAUAAAUUAUAACGCUUGUGCGCAUUCUCAAAAGUAAAGUUAAUAGAUUCAGAGGGUUCAACUAAUAUUUUAUUUUCAGAGAUUUCUGUAAUAAAUAUUAUUGUAAUUUCGUUGUAAUUAAUAUUGAUUUUUAUUGUUAAAAUGUCAUAUUAAAUUAAUAAAAGAGUAGUCAUCUAGAAGCUGUCUUUCUGCCUCCUCUUUUAUACAAACUGGGACACGGGCUAUUCCCCGUGUAGAGGAGGAGACACUCCGGAAACACCUUGGCUAGGGCACCCCCAGGUGUGGCCAUGUUGGAACAAAGAUCUCGAGGAUCUAAAUAAAUUAAAUAUCAUAACACUCCAUAUAUCCCCUAAUGGACUUUUAUAAAAUAGUACUGGAGGCGUUAUGAUAAGUGCAUCAACUCUUUCGACGUUUUCCAAUCAGCAGAUAUAUUAUUUACGUAUCUCACUAUCUAGUAACCACAACAUUUUCAAAAGUUGCACAUACAUACUAUUAUUUUUCGACAUAUUUUCGUGCACGAUCGCGUCUUCUUGCAUGGUUAUGCCCAGUUGCAUAUUCAAGCGAUCUCACUUGCAUUGAAACCAGUUUUGACGAAUACUGCUGCAAAGUUAACAAUAUCACAAGCCAUCGCAUGUAUAUUCCUUUAAUUUUCAAUUUAGCCGGUUCAGAUUUCAGCUUUCUAUUUGACUGUGUUUAAUCCAUUAAAUAUAGCUCAGUAGCUGUGCAUUAACUGAAGGGGCAUCCAUUUUGAAAAUUGUUGCUGUUAUACGCGCCGCUUCGUUUACAUUUCUUACAUUUUUUAGCAAUGACACUUCACAUUUUAUGAUUAGAAACUGUUUUUGUUAAAUGAUAAGAAAUAAAUUUAACAUUUUUUCUAUUGAUCGACGUAAAAAGGAAAAAUUAACCGGGAAACUUUAUCAUCAAUGCGUUUUCCUGUCAAGUUUUCCUUUGAUACGCCAAUCAAUAGAAACAACUAUUAAUUUCAUUUCUUAAAUCAUAAUAAUAUUACUAUUAAUAUCAGAUUUAUCUCAGAUGACUUUCAAUAUACGAUGAAACCACAUUUCGCAACAAGCAUACAAUUAAUACGUAUCAAAUUAUAUCAACAUAUUUGGUACAUGUAUCAUUUAUUAAAGUAUUUAUGGAGACUACAUGUAGUCAGCCAACAGAUUUACCUUAUUCAUUUUUAAUUUUUGUUAAAUAUGAAUCAUUAAAUUUUGAAAGAUGUAGUCUCACAACUGCAAUGGUGUGUUUAACAGCGUAAGUAUAAUAUCAGACCGUGAUUCGGUUUGAAUCGCGAGGAGAGUCAGUCAUGUUCUUCGAGAAACACUGAAGGAAGAUUGUGCUCAUACUCACCAGAUUUGGUGAUUGGGUGAUCUGUGUAAUGUUUAAAUAUCACUCAAUCAGUGCAAUUUAAUAGGGAGAAAGAACGUAAAUGUAAAUAUUCUAAUUUACAUGUAACUAUAUAUAAACUAUAUGUAAAGAAAAAAAUAAUAUAUUUAACUUUAAAAUUCGAAUAUUUUCCUGAACCUUUACACAGAGCUCUUCUCUUAAUGAGAUCAAUUUUUGUUCUAAUUAAAUGUGUGUCCUUGGGAUGUAC